Messenger RNA from Stylophora pistillata, 1395 nucleotides. Its product is annotated as putative histone-lysine N-methyltransferase PRDM6. Gene Ontology annotation, biological process: regulation of gene expression. The record is from RefSeq and is a predicted model, not a curated record. Gene Ontology annotation, molecular function: protein binding. NCBI's taxonomy places the organism in Eukaryota, Metazoa, Cnidaria, Anthozoa, Scleractinia, Pocilloporidae. Gene Ontology annotation, cellular component: nucleus.
UUCUUUGACAGGUCCACUGAAGGUGAUUCAAUUAUGCACAAGGCUGGAGUUUUAAAGCGAGUUGAUGCCCAAAAAACCGCCACAAAUCUUGCAAGAGAAGCCAUGAGCAAAGUUCAGCCUUUAACGGAACGUAAACCAGAAGGGCCUGGAUCCAAGAGGCCGCCAUUCACCUGGGAGGAGAUUUGUAUGUAUUUGUAUGGACAUACGCCUAUGGAGCCUGCAAUCACUGAAGACCAGCGGAAAAAUGUCAAAAGAGAAGAAAACGGCCCAGAACGUAAGAAAAAGCGAUGUUCUCUGCCAAGCCCAUCUAUGAUGUUCCCGGAUGAAGUGAAACUCUGCAAGUCAAGCGUUCCCGGAGCGGAGUUUGGAGUGUGCGCAGCACAGCCCAUUCCUCCCGGAACAUGGAUCGGUCCGUAUGAAGGCCAGGUUGUUAGGUGCGAUGAACUGCGAGAGGGAGUGCAUAAUAGUUAUAUGUGGGAGAACUGUGGGGCGGCGUCCUACUUAGUGGUGGCGUUUAUGCAAUCCUUGAAAACUGUUAUCAUCCUUAUAUCUAUUUUAGAGCACACAGUCCAAUGGAAGCCCCCAGGAAUCGAAGAGGAGUCAUUUUUUGAAGAUAUACGUGACCAGGAGUUUGAUGACCACGAAAGGCCCCUGGACCCUUUUGGAUUGGGCCUGAAAGAUCACGGAGAGCCACAUAUUUGGAGAUGCGGUCAGUGCACGCAAACGUUUUCACAAAGGGUUCUUCUUCAGAUGCACGUGUGCCCACAGUCACCAGAUCGCCCCUACCAGUGCGGGCACUGCCCUUCAUCGUUUCCAGGCCCAGCAGAGUUGAGGGAACACGUUGUCAUCCACAUAAACGAGAAACCAUUUAAAUGCGGAUUCUGUGGUCGCUCAUUCGCCGGUGCAACGACACUAAACAAUCACAUUCGCACGCACACGGGAGAGAAACCAUUUAAAUGCGAAAAAUGUCAUAUGACGUUCUCGCAAUCAACGCAGCUGAGCCGCCAUCAGAAGUCCCCGGAAGAGUGCCAAGGGGAUCCAAAGGAGAGAAAGUGAACCAAAAACUUCCACCAGCAUUUUGGACAGGAAAUUUGAAAGCGAAGCUAUUUUUAUGGUCUGCUUUUCACAUAAACCACACUAAAAUAAAAUUCUUUAGGACUGAGCGUUUUAUUAUAAAGAGGGAAGGGUGGGAGGGUAAAUUGAGGUCACCAAACCUCAGGGAAGGUAUCUUACAACUUGAAGAAAAUCGUUCUCGUUUGCAGAAUGAGAUUUUAAGAAAGAAAGCACGGCUAACCACCCCCUUCUCACUGCCCCAUUCCCACACGACAGAAGUGAAAUGAUUCGUCAACUCAUUGCAAGUGACUAAGUCUUAGAUGUUUAGCAUUUCUUUCGUAU